Molecule: messenger RNA, 318 nt
Organism: Cetraspora pellucida
Lineage: Eukaryota; Fungi; Glomeromycota; Glomeromycetes; Diversisporales; Gigasporaceae
Source: the annotation of a GenBank genome assembly
AUGAGCAGUAAAAAAAAAACUACUACAAUCAAAACUAAUGACACCAACACCACUCUCAAGACUAAUAAUACCAACACCACCUUCAAAACUAAUAAUGCUACCACUACGAGUAAUAACACUAUCACCUCCAUGACUGAUAAUAGUAACCCCUUCGAGAACUAUUAUGUCCUCCAAACAUCACCCAAUUCAAGACCUAGCCAAAGGACAUCUAAUUCUAAUCAUCAAUAUGAUUCAACCUAUGAUCUCAGAGAAGAUAAUGACUAUAAUGUUGAUAAAAGCAGACCCUUGGAUAAUUUUUCAGAAGAAAAUUUAGAAUAA